Messenger RNA from Miscanthus lutarioriparius, 1590 nucleotides. NCBI's taxonomy places the organism in Eukaryota, Viridiplantae, Streptophyta, Magnoliopsida, Poales, Poaceae. The record is from the annotation of a GenBank genome assembly.
AUGUCAGGGAUUGCAACAAUUUGGCGUCGAUCAUUUCAAUCAGCUGCUAGUCAGACUCUAAUGGAGACAUAUUUUGGCCCGUCUGUAUCUUCUGGUGCUGUGAGGUGGUUCAGCAGUGGCGCUAAGCACUCAAGAAAACCUGACUUUUCUGUUGCUAACCAGAUUAAGGUGGUGGAUUGGUAUUCUGCAGUUAAUGAUGUGUCAAAGAUCAGAAGGUUGCCCCUUUCAUGCCGUAUGGACACUAAUUGGUUGAUUGCUUCAAAGUCCAGACAUGGUGCAUUGCCAGGAUUCUUAGGUGUUUCAAGCUUCCAUCGUGGAUACUCCUCAGAUACUGGAAUCAAGCCAGAAGCUUCACAGAGUGCUGUCUCUAAUCUUCCUUCUACAGAAAGCUCUGAGGUUGGCACUGCAGGUGGUGGUGGGGGUUCAUGGAUUGAGAUCUUGGAUAAUGCUCGCAAGUCUACUGUAGAUGCUACCACUGAUGCAGGCAAGAAAGUCAAGGAGCUGACUGAUGCAGUUGCACCUCAUGUCCAGCAGCUAUUUGAUACAUAUCCAAAUCUUGAAAAGGUAGUUCUUCCACUUGGCGGAACACUAUGUGGUACAAUGAUGGCAUGGUUGGUCAUGCCUAUCAUUCUAAGGAGGCUUCACAAGUAUGCAUCACAACGUCCUAUAGCAGCACUUCUGGGGAACUCAACCAAGAAUGAUGUUUCAUACCAAACUAGUCUCUGGUGUGCAUUAGAGGAUCCUGCAAAAUAUCUGAUCACAUUCAUGGCAUUUUCAGAAAUGGCCACACUUAUUGCACCAAGCAUAUCAACUUAUCUUCCGCAGGCAUGGAGGGGUGCAUUUGUUCUGUCUUUUGUAUGGUUCCUUCAGAGGUGGAAAACCAACUUCAUUGCUAAAGCUAUGGCUAAACCAGAUGUCUCGAGUGUUGACCGCGAUAGGAUUUCUGCAUUUGAUAAGGUUUCUUCAUUGGGACUGAUUGGACUAGGAGUAAUGGGUCUUGCUGAAGCUUGUGGUGUAGCUGUUCAAUCAAUAUUAACUGUUGGUGGUGUGGGAGGUGUUGCUACUGCUUUUGCUGCUAGAGAUGUCCUUGGUAACAUUCUGAGUGGGUUCUCCUUGCAAUUUUCUAAGCCAUUCUCAGUUAACGACUACAUAAAGGCCGGGCCAAUAGAAGGUAAGGUGGUUGAAAUUGGACUCACUUCUACUUCAUUGAUCAAUCCAGAGAAGCUCCCUGUCAUAGUACCCAACUCUUUGUUCUCCAGUCAGAUGAUAGUUAACAGAUCACGAGCUAAUUGGCGAGCUAGUGUGACAAAGAUUCCUAUACGAAUUGAGGAUAUUGAGAAGGUUCCUUCUGCAUCAGAGGAGAUAAAGAAUAUGUUAAGGUCUAAUCAAAAUGUGUCCUUUGAUAGUGAUGUUCCUUACUGCUAUCUCUCGAGAUUGGAAAGUUCAUAUGGAGAGCUCACCAUUGGAUGCAACCUAAAAAACAUGAGAAAAGAUGAGUGGCUAUCUGCCCAACAAGAAAUUCUUUUGGGAGCUGCCAGGAUUAUCAAGUCACAUGGCAUUGAAUUGGGAAGCACCAUGCAGUGUUGUUAA